Messenger RNA from Archocentrus centrarchus (flier cichlid), 2900 nucleotides. RefSeq names its product TDP-glucose 4,6-dehydratase (gene tgds). Gene Ontology annotation, biological process: nucleotide-sugar metabolic process. The record is from RefSeq and is a predicted model, not a curated record. The coding region runs from base 324 to 1478 and encodes 384 amino acids. Gene Ontology annotation, molecular function: dTDP-glucose 4,6-dehydratase activity. The transcript is spliced from 11 exons. Lineage: Eukaryota; Metazoa; Chordata; Actinopteri; Cichliformes; Cichlidae.
ACAGUUUGAUUGAUUCGGGAUUCACGCAAUCACGGUACGCGUACAUCACAGCGUCAUACACGAAAACCAAUCAGAGAGCAGACGCCAGUACACACACUAUAAACGUCCCGCCCGCUUUCAACGUGUCAACAGUGCCGUGAAGCAGCCAGUAACUGUCGCACACUACACGAAGUAACUGUUAUGGAAGGGGGAAAAAAAGAGCUCCGAUAUUUCCAUUAAGGUAGCCAGCUUUCAGGCUUGAUGGCGGAGUAUAAAACGAGUAAGUUGUUGUUAUUGUAUCUGUAGGAGUACAUGUGAGGCAACAGCUGCGGCAAAACCGGAGCAUGGACUUCAGCCGGACUGUGCUGGUGACCGGAGGCGCUGGAUUCAUCGGCUCCCAUCUGGUGUGCUCACUGGUCCACAGACACCCAGAGUGGAGAAUUAUCAACCUGGAUAAUCUGGAUUACUGCUGCAGCCCCAGGAGUCUGGAGAGCAUUGAAAACAGAACAAACUACACAUUUAUCAGGGGAGAUGUGUGUAACUCGCGGCUGGUCAACCACAUCUUUAACUCCGAACACAUCGACAUCAUCUUUCACCUGGCAGCCAGAACUCACGUUGAGGCCUCGUUUGAAUCCCCGUCCGCCUUCCAGCGGGUUAACGUUGAUGGAACCAGAGUUUUGCUGGGUGCUGCGCAUCAGGCUCGACACCAACCGCAGCGCUUCAUCUACAUCAGCACCGAUGAGGUGUACGGACCCAGUCUGGAUGAGGCCAGUUGUUGGAUCGAUUGGAUGUUGCUGUUUUGUGGAUGUGUUUGGGAUUGUGCAUCAGAUGGUGACUCGGGUGUUUGUCCUCUGCAGGUGUUCGAUGAGAGCAGUCCAGUGAGGCCCUCCAACCCGUACGCUGCUACUAAAGCUGCUGCGGAGUAUCUGGUCAGAUCCUACUGGGACCAGUAUAAGUUUCCCAUCAUCAUUACCAGGAGCAACAACAUCUACGGGCCCAGGCAGUACACCGAGAAGGUCAUUCCAAGAUUUCUCACCCUCUUGCAAAUGAACAAGAAAUGCACUAUCCAGGGAACACUGCCUAAAUCCCGCCACUUCCUAUUUGUCAGUGAUGCCAUAAAUGCCUUCCUGCUGGUUCUGGAGAAAGGGAUUGUGGGAGAAAUCUACAAUGUGGGAACAAGCUGUGAGAUUCCCAUUGUGCAACUGGCCAGGGAACUUGUUAGGAUGAUUAAGAGUGUGCCAGAAUCUGAAGUGAAUGAUUGGCUUGAGUUUGUGCCUGACAGGCCGCGGGUCGACCUGCGCUAUCCCAUCAAAUGUGAGAAGCUGCAGCAGCUGGGCUGGAGAGCAGAGGUGUCCUGGGCUGAAGGCAUCAGACAGACUGUGAAAUGGUACAGAGACAACCCAGACUUCUGGUCAGACAUCAGCGAGGACCAACAACCAAUCAGAGGCGAGAGUGAAAACAGUGCCACCACAAUUGCCUCCAUCAGCCCUUCAACUUAACUGAGAGGCUGUGACCAGACACUGACUUGUAUAACUUUUUUUUUUUUUUUCAUGCAAAUAAUUUCACAUGAUAUUUGUGUAGCACAGAGGCUAUUCUGGCUGGUUUACAGCUCAAUGAACAAACACUGAAUACUUCAGUAAACAUCAGUCUUACUCUGCAGAACAUUUAAUUCCCAACUGUCUCUAAAUUAAGACGGCUGGAGCAACAGGACCUGAAGUGCCAGACAACCGAGGGCAGAGCCUUCCUGCAACCAAAGCGGAGCAUCAGCUGGAAAUUAAUGCACUUUAUUAUGAUAAUAAUUACAGAUUUAGCUGAUCUUAACGGUGUCUUAUUCUGCUCUUGUGAGAUUGUAAAUGUAAAUACUCUGGUGGCAGCUUGGUCCAGACUGGAACAUUACAUAAGCAGUCAGGAACAAGGUUCAGAGAACAGUGGUUACGCAGGUAAUUAAAGAAGCUGUUUGUAUCCAAGACUGAUUUCUGAAAAACAUGCACACGCAUGCAGAAACUCUCCCAGCUGACCUCAUUUUGGAAACAUCAGUCUAAGUCAAAACAUUUAAGCUGCACACAGGAAGCGAUUUGCUCGUCACGCCUUACUUUAAAGCUGAUGGUCGUCGAUAGUGGGCGUUCCAGGCUCUGAUUGCCUCGGUAACCCUCUAAGACAGGGAUGUCAAACUCAUUUUACACCAUGGGCCACAUACAGCCCACUUUGAUCAGUGGGUCAGAGUAGUGAAAAUCCUGUCACUGUAAAUUGGUUGAACUGCACAUUUAACCCCUGAUAUAUCUUAAUAAAAAGCAAUUUAUGCCCUCCUUCACAUUUUCCAAAGCUGUCCAGUGGGCCAGAUUAGAGUCUUUGCCAGGCCGAUUAUGGCCCCCGGGCCUUAUGUUUGACACCCCUGCCCAAAUAUAUUUAUGACCCUGUCACAUCAGUCACCAGUAUCCUGGUCUCUCAUUGGCAGUUGCUUCAAUUGCUUCCCUUAUAGUUGAAAAAAAAGUUGCUCAGCACCCACCCGCUUCACAUCACCAGCAGCUUUAAAGUUGCCAAAUGUCAUCAACUUUGAGGUCUCCGGUCCCCUCGUCACUGCGAGGUGCUUCCUGUGUGGAUGCAGCUUUAUUCAGAUUUCUGGAGGCUGCCGUUCUCUCCUACACAGGGCUAAUAAACCGCCUCCCACUUGGAGAUAUCCUGCUGUCUCCUCAUGUUAAUCUGCUUACUGAAUAAAAUGAAUGACGCAGACAGCGUUGAGUCGUCUCCUGCUAACAGGCUCGGUACCAAGUUAAAGCAACUGUAGGUGCAACUUUACAUUUCAAAUGUGCUUUUGGUGAUUUAAAAAAAUAUACACAUUAUAAAGGAUGAGAAGGGAAUCACAGCCAUUCCUGUCAGGUCUGUUUUAUACACACUGCAACAUUUUUUUCCUUCCAUUUGAU